Molecule: messenger RNA, 1632 nt
Organism: Endocarpon pusillum Z07020
Lineage: Eukaryota; Fungi; Ascomycota; Eurotiomycetes; Verrucariales; Verrucariaceae
Product: T-complex protein 1 subunit zeta
Exons: 6
Coding region: 1-1632 (543 amino acids)
Biological process (GO): protein folding
Cellular component (GO): chaperonin-containing T-complex
Molecular function (GO): ATP binding; ATP-dependent protein folding chaperone; ATP hydrolysis activity
Source: RefSeq, a predicted model, not a curated record
AUGUCAGCUACGCAGCUCUUGAAUCCCAAGGCGGAGAGCAGGAGAAGAGGAGAAGCGCUGCGUGUGAACAUCAACGCUGGCGAAGGACUCCAAGAUGUGCUUAAAUCCAAUCUGGGACCUUCAGGGACUAUCAAGAUGCUUGUGGACGGAGCAGGUUCGAUCAAGCUCACAAAGGACGGAGCAGUGCUCUUGAAGGAAAUGCAAAUACAGAAUCCUACAGCUGUUAUGAUAGCAAGGGCAGCAACAGCGCAAGAUGACAUCUGUGGAGACGGGACUACCUCCGUCGUCCUGCUGGUUGGCGAGCUCCUGAAGCAAGCAGAUCGAUACAUACAGGAAGGUUUACAUCCACGCAUCAUCACCAAUGGCUACGAGAUUGCCAGAGUGGAGACGUUGAGAUUCUUAGACACCUUCAAGAUUACCCGUUCGGUUGAUCGUGAACUCCUUCUCUCUGUUGCACGAACCUCCCUUUCCACCAAAAUAAAUGCUGCACUGGCAGAACAAUUAACCCCCUCGAUAGUUGACGCUGUAUUGGCUAUUCACCGACCCCCAGAGAAGCCUGAUUUGCAUAUGGUGGAGAUCAUGAAGAUGCAACAUCGGACUGCAUCGGAUACCCAACUUAUUCGAGGGCUUGCUCUGGACCAUGGUGCACGACAUCCCGACAUGCCCAAGCGCGUGGAAAACGCAUACAUUCUAACCCUCAACGUCUCUCUCGAAUACGAAAAAUCAGAAAUCAACUCAGGAUUCUACUACAACAGUGCCGAACAGAGAGACAAGCUAGUGGCGUCGGAACGAAAAUUCGUGGAUGAAAAGCUUCGAAAGAUUGUCCAGCUCAAGCAGCAAGUGUGUGGUUCUGAUCCGAAAAAGGGCUUCGUGGUCAUCAAUCAGAAAGGAAUCGACCCUCUAUCAUUAGACGUCCUAGUGAAGAACGGUAUCCUCGCCCUACGCCGCGCCAAGCGAAGAAAUAUGGAGCGACUGCAGCUCGUCUGCGGCGGCAGUGCACAAAACAGCGUUGACGAUCUCGAUCCGUCGGUCCUCGGCUGGGCUGGUCUUGUCUACGAGCAUACUCUGGGUGAAGAGAAAUACACCUUCAUCGAGGAAGUCAAGGACCCCAAAUCGGUCACCCUGCUCAUCAAAGGUCCCAACCAACACACCAUCACCCAGCUAAACGAUGCAGUCCGCGACGGCCUCCGUAGUGUCUACAACACGAUCAUCGAUCAAUGUGUCGUUCCCGGUGCCGGCGCAUUUCAAAUCGCAGCCGCAGCCCACCUGUCAUCAGAAUCCUUCCGCAAAACCGUCAAAGGAAAGGCGAAAUGGGGCGUAGCUGCUUUUGCAGACGCAUUGCUUGUGAUACCCAAAACUCUAGCCUCCAACAGCGGGCAUGAUAUCCAGGAUGUGCUGGCUGCUUUACAGGGCGCUCACGCCGAAGGAAAUAUGGUUGGCCUGGAUCUGACAACAGGGGAGCCGAUGCUUCCUGUGCAGGAGGGUGUCUUUGACGGAUUCAGGGUGCUGAGGAACAGUAUUGCGAGCAGUCAGGGAAUUGCGAGCAAUCUGCUGCUCUGCGAUGAGCUGCUCAAGGCGAGGCAGAUGGGGAAGCAAAGUGGACCAGGUGGGCCGGGCGGGAUGGAAGAAUAA